Molecule: messenger RNA, 393 nt
Organism: Penicillium daleae
Lineage: Eukaryota; Fungi; Ascomycota; Eurotiomycetes; Eurotiales; Aspergillaceae
Product: mitochondrial 54S ribosomal protein mL41
Exons: 2
Coding region: 1-393 (130 amino acids)
Biological process (GO): translation
Cellular component (GO): mitochondrial large ribosomal subunit
Molecular function (GO): structural constituent of ribosome
Source: RefSeq, a predicted model, not a curated record
AUGUUCAAACCGUCCCAGCCAAUGAUGGCGCGCUUGCGCCUGACCACCAAGCAGGUCAAUGGCGGCUACUACAAGGGUAACCGGACAGGUUCGAUGGGUUACUUCGACCACAAGGGCAACUACGUGAUCGACUGGAAGAAAGUCCGCACAUAUGUUGUCCCUGAAGGCCUUGACACAUUCAAACUCACUCCUUUCGUCUCCAAACGCGUGGACUCGACGCCCUCCGCAUACAAGAAGCAGAUCGAACGCAACGGACGGACUUAUACUGUUAUUGACAGCCUGAAGGGUCCUGAUUUCCUGGACCAGUGGUAUUCCAGCAAUCCUGAUGAAGUUCUGGCCCGCGAAACGGCUGAGCAGGAGGCCGUGGACGAGUCCAAGGCCUCAAAGCAAUAA